This is a messenger RNA of Salpingoeca rosetta, 7454 nucleotides long. RefSeq lists its product as uncharacterized. Gene Ontology annotation, cellular component: BRCA1-A complex; BRISC complex. The transcript has 12 exons. Gene Ontology annotation, molecular function: metallopeptidase activity; polyubiquitin modification-dependent protein binding. NCBI's taxonomy places the organism in Eukaryota, Choanoflagellata, Craspedida, Salpingoecidae. Gene Ontology annotation, biological process: double-strand break repair. The record is from RefSeq and is a predicted model, not a curated record. Bases 42 to 7454 code for a protein of 2470 amino acids.
AGGAUGGUGGCAGCGACGCGUACCUGCUGAGCAUCAAACACAUGCCCAACGAUAGCUUUGUUGGGCUUCAGUUUAUGAUUGGCAACAUGAUGACUGCCAUCGCCUCGUUUGGAGAGCUGACAACGUUGCCCCAUGUCGAUUCCGCCCUCUUCUUCCCCAAACGAGCGCCCGACAGCAUCACCAUCGCUAUCCCAGACAACUUUGAAGACAAGCUUCGCGCGGCUUUGCACCAAUCAACACGCAUGGUGCUUGGCACGAGCGCGCCUGCUGUUGUUUCAGCACUCAACAGCCUUGCGCGGCAGCCAGUUGUCCCCAUGACAUACCCGACUGUCGCCAAUGAAGCAGAGGUGGAGGCCAUUGUGCAGGCCGCGGAUGCCCUCAGCGGUGGCCGCGCUGUGCCAUUGCUGCCGCCGCCCACAUCAUCGACGUCAUCGUGUGCGUGUGAACCAACGCCUAACGACGACGAGGACGAGGAGGAGGAGGAGGCUGCCACGGCUGGAAAGCGUAGCAAGACCAUAGGAACACGCGGUGAGGGGAGCGACGAUGAUGACGACCACGAGGGUGGCGAGGACUUGGACCAAGAGGAGGACGGCACUGGCACUGGCAAUGAGGACGAGAGCGACAGUGACGUCAGCCAGCCCACAGUGAAACAACCCGUGCGCCGAAAAUCGCGCCGGCGCAGGUUCUGCUUGGGCCCGAGAGCCAGGCGCAACAGAGCACGCAAGGCAGCAAUGAAACGGGCAAAGAAUCAAGCGGCAAAGGCAGCAAAGGCAGCAGCGGAACAGGAACAGGAGCAGCAGCAUGCGCAGGCGCAGCCGUUGGAGAAGCAAGGUGCCGCGGAUGUGGUGUCUGCGAUACCAAAAGGUGAACAAGUUCAGGUGCAGGAGGCAGUUCAGCAGCACAAUGCCGAUGGUUCUGGCACAUCUGGUGCUGCCUCCGUGCCGCUGCUUAGCGUCAACCCCGAGAACGAGCUCACGUCGUCCAGGCAGAAGCAGCAGCGGCGCGCCCAGUCUGCGUUGACGCCCGUGGUGUCUGCAGCAAAUACCAUCGUCACCACUACUGAGACUGCGUUGUCUUGCCCACCCGCACCCAUGGUUAUUGACAGUGGCAGCGGCAGCAGCGGUACGCAUUCCACGCUGAGGGACUUGCUGUCGUCGGUUCCGUCGUUGACAACGUCGCCAACAGCGCCACCACCUCAGGCCGCAUCUGAGCCGCAAGGGCCCGUAGCAGCGCUUGUGCCGACGGUGAGCGAAGCAGCCGCCAUCACGCCGGCCGUUGUACAGCCGCCAUCAGCGACGAGCUGCUCACCAAAUAACCCAUGGGCGCUCGCAGCCGGCACCGGACCCACCGCACCGGCAGCAGGCCUGCCUGACACAGCAGCGACAACCACCACAGCAGCGACAACCACCACAGCAGCGACAACGACAACAGUACCAGUCGCGUCCGCUGCGCACACGGCGGCUUCGCCGUCCCUCACACCCACGGUCGCUCCAGCGGCCCUCAUCACAGUUGGUCCGUCAGCAGAGCGUGCAAAGCGGUGCUCACCCCCGAAUACACGCGCUGGCGAGACAGAGGCAGGCAACAGCAACAACAGCAACAACAGUGACAACAGCAGCAGGCGAAGCAGCCCCAACCGCGGUGCCAGCAACAGUGAUGACGACGAUGAUGAUAGCGAUGACGAUGCUACGACGGAUACUGGAGCACGUCGCAAGCAGGGCCAGCAGAAGCAGGACACUGCAGCGCCACGCAUUCAAGAGGCCGCCGCCACCACAACCGCAGCAAGCACAGAGUCGAGUACAACGACACCUGUUGCUGACAGCGGCGGUGACGACAAUGGUGAUGAUGGCGAUGAUGGCGAUGGAGCCCGAGCAGCACAGGCAGCAGGAGUCGUGUCGCUCGUGCCAACAGUGAACCCGGAAAACGCCCUUGGAGACUGCGUGCCUGUUGUGUGCGGGCCGCCGUUGCCGCGGCGUGCAACGGGGAAGAAGAAUCGCAGCAGCCGCAAGCGCCGGUCGCCACGCUCAACGGCAUCCACGCCCACGCGAACAGCCAACACAACACCGGCCAAGGUUGAUGCUGGAGAUCCUGCAGACGAUACUGGCGAUGAUGAUGACGAAGAGGAAACAGCCGCUGCAGCCACAGCGACAACAACAACAACAACAACAACAACAACAACACCUGCUGCUACAGCAACACCCAGCAAAGUUGGACAGCACAAGCAGGAUGGGCGGACGGGAAGCAAUGCGCCGGGAGCCAGCAGCGGGAGCAACACGGUAGUGACGGCGGCAAUGCCAGCAGGUACACGCUCACAAAACAGUAGCGCCACCACUACCGCAGCGACAGCACCGGCAGCGACGACAAGCACGCCUGCUGCACAUGCAGGUCAUGGAGCAGCACAUGCCAGUAGCCCGGCUGUCAGUGGCAGGCGCGGGCACUCUGCCGACAACAGCAGCAGCACCGCCACCCCCAGCACCACCAGCAGCAGUAGCAGUAGCAGUGGCAGCAGCAGUAGCAGCAGUAGCAGCAGUAGCAGUGGCAGUGGCAGUGGCAGCAGUAGUAGUAGCAGCAGCAGCCCCGCCAGCACGCGCACCUUUGGUGCGAGCAGCCGCAGCAUUUCCGAUCCUUGCAUGGAGAGCACAUCGGCGUCCACGACACCAGUGACUGCCACUGCUGCCACAGCGGCCACAACCACAUCAAGAGCGCCAUCCGUUCCCAGUGCUCCACCCACGACGAACGCAGCUGCGACGAGGGCUGCGGCCGUUGUGCCCUCGACCUCAACCGCAACCAACGCUGUUUCCAGGCGGAGCACAGUCACCGCUGCCGCCGCUGCCAACAGCCAGAGCCAACAACAACAACAACAACAACAACAACAACAACAACAAGGCAGCGGUGGCAAUGGCGAUCGUGACAGUGAUGGCGGGACCGGCUUAGCAUUACCUGAGGAAGACAUGUCGAUUCUUCCCGAAGACGUUGCAGUUGCUCUGCAGACCAGCUACGAAAAUGCGCCAGCGCUCCUGCGCAAGCAGAUUGACAAGCACGGCCUGCUGCCGGCACUCACCAGGAGACUGGCCGAGCACAUUUCCCAGCACGGCAUGGGUGAGGUGGCUGCCGCGCUGUCGCAAGUUCAGAGGCUGCACCUGUUUGAGGUGCGGAAGCGGUAUCAGGAACGCAUGCGCGCGCACCAGCAACGUUUGAAAGCAGAGCGCGAGCAGAGAGCAUCCAACUUGAUGAAAAUGCAGCGUUUCUGCGAAACGCAAGAGCAGCAACAGCAACAACAACAGCAACAACAGCAGCAGCAGCAGCAACAACAACAGCAACAACAGCAACAGCAGCAGCAACAACAACAACAACAACAACAACAACAGCAGCAGCAACAACAACAACAACAACAACAACAACAACAACAACAACAACAACAACAACAACAACAACAACAACAACAAGGACAGCAACAGCAACAAGGACAGCAAGAGCAAGGAGAUGGUAUCGGCUCUGAUCUGCUUCAGCAUGCGCCACCCAACCUUCUCAGCAUCAUGCACCAGGUCGAUGUUGACAAAGCAAGCGACGCAACUGUCGGGGCUGUGGCGUUGGCGAUAGAUGACGAGCUUCAACGUCGGGGUGUGUCCAAGGAACAGGCUGGGAUCAUCGGCCAGCUGUUUGUGCGCACGUUCAACACGGCGCGAUCACAUCAUCGACAGCAGCCGGAGCCGCUGCCGCUGCUGGCGGGUGUUGUCCGAAAUGUGCUGGCGGCUAUGAGGCCGCUGCUGGAGUCAAGCAUGUCUUCUAUGACCGUGGCGGCGACAGCAGCGGCAACGCUCGCACCCUCGGCAUCUUCGACAAAAGGCCUGCCCACAGCACCGGCAUCACGUGCGCCCCGUACAUCAAGUGUCCUGUCCUCGCUGCCGCCAACGCCACUGCUAUCGCAGUUCUACCCGCUGGCGCCCAGCUCCAGCUCAUCCAAGAGGUCCCAGACGUUCACCAACAUGCCCAGCGUGUACAACCCGCCCAUGUCCACGACCACGACAACGACAACCGCCACCACUACUGCAACGUCUUCAUCACGCACGAGCCGCCGCCAUGGCGGAAGCCGCGCGGCAAAGAAGUCCAAGGGCAGCAAAGCACCAAAGAGCAACAAGCGUGCACGCAGCAGCGGCAACAACAGCAUCCGUGCUCAGCUUCCUACCGUCAACACAUCGGCCACAACAGCAGCAGCAACAACAACAACAACAACAGCAGCAGCAGCAGCAGCAGCAGCAGCAGCAGCAGCAGCAGCAACAACGACAAAAGCAGGCCACAUGGGUUCUGUUUCCACAGCUGUUUCCAUUGCCCGCGAUGUGAGUGGCAGUGGGCGACACACGGGUGCACCUGCUCGUGCUGUUCCGGGCGUGGCGUCGACAUACCCCUUUACGCACCCUGCCGCUGCUUCCAUGAUGCGACAUGCGGCUCCAGCAGUCAACGGCCCCGCCGCAACAGCAACAGCAGCAGCAGCAGCUUCAGAUGAUUCGCUCAGCAUCGCUGCGUCCAACUACCUGCAGACGUCACCCUAUUCUGUUGUUGAAGAUGGCCAGCAUCUGCAGCACCAGCACGCGCCGCACAGCCAGCACCAGCAACAAGCGCACGUGCAGCAGCAACAGCAACAGCAGCAACACUAUCAUCACCACCAACAGCCGCCGCAGCCACAGCCACUUCUUCCGCUUUACGGGGGUCUGCAUGUUUCUGCUGCGCCAUCCACGUAUGACCUGGCGUCUGGGCGUGUACCCGGUCCGUUCGACAUGCUCACUGCUCCGACGGCGUCCGCACCUGUGCGCCGGUUCUUUCCGAGCCAUCAUCCAACACACACGACAACGCACGCGACCACGCAGGUGGACGCUCGUGUGCUUCCACAGCCACCCUCCACGAGUCAGCAGCCAGCAUCGCGCGUGGUGCCGGCACUGUUGGAUCCGCAGCUUGCAUACAUGCAAGCUCACCCACCCCCUCCCCAUCGGCAUCAACAACACCAGCCACAGCAGCAGCAGCAGCAGCAGCAGCACGCGCGCUAUCCUGCACGACAGCAGGGCGGGUAUCAGCCACAGGAAGCGUUCGAGCCACGGCCACAGCAGUAUGAGCCACAGCAGCAGGGCGAGCACCAUCAUGCGCAGCCGGCACCGCUUUCGGCUCCCCCGCAUAUGCUGGUUGCCAGUACGCAACAAGCGGUGCCGAUGACUUUGCACAUGACGCCAAGGUUGCCUCCCAACCUUGCUCUGGACCACACCGCACCCCGCUUCCAGCAAGAGCAGCACCAGCACCCACAGCGACAACAGCCGCAGCCGUUCUAUCAUCCUCAGCAACCACCACAGCGACAACAACAACAGCAGCAGCAGCAGCACGCACCACAGCCAACAGCACAUAGCGUUUCUGCUGCGAUGAUGUCGCCAGUUCCACAGCGAGCGCCCACACUCCCCGUCUCCUUUGCGGACCUGUUUCCCUUGACCCCGCCCCCAGCAGAUGCAGUGCCAGCUUCGCCAGACCACCGCAUGCCGUUUGCACUGUCGUCCAUGCAUGAGCAGGCCGGUCUUGCGUCCCCGUUUCCUAUGCAGCCACCGCCGCAUCCACGAGCACAGCACCAGUACCAAGCCCAACAACAACAGCAACAUCAGCACCAGCAGCACGAGCCUCGUCACCCACAGCACCCACACCACCCUCAGCAACAUCCCUACCAUCCCCAGCAGCAGCAGCAGCAGCAACGGCUUGGGGAUGUGUCGCACUACGGCUCGCUACCCCAGGUUGAUGGGUUUGGCUCUGGGCCUCCAUCACCAGCGGGCUUUGGCGGAGACAGUGGCGGGGCGACAGUCCCCGCGGCCACCACUGCAGCGCGCUCACCAACGGUGACAUCUCUCCUGAGCAGCAAGCUCGUGCAGCCUGGUGCUUGCCGCGGCAGCAACAGCCGCACCCAAAACGCCGGCGGUGCAGUGGCUAGCACUCAGCAGCCAGAGGAGAAGGGGAAGGAAGACUGCAGCGUGCACGUUGCGGCUGUUGCAGUGAAUGCCGUGGAACCAGAAGGGCAAAAUGGCGAGGACGCUGGUAAAGAGCCGGCAUCGCCAAAACAGCAGCAGCAGCAGCAGCAGCAGCAGGUGGCGACGGCCGAGAUGUUGGCCAGUGCACCUGGAGGUGCAGGCGAAGGAAAGGGCAUGACAGCAGCAACGGCGUUGACGGCGGUCAUUGAGACGAUAUCUGCUGCCCCGCUUUCGGGGCAGCAAGGUAGGGUGAGCGAUGAAGGUUGCCUUGGCGGGGAUGGUGCGGCGUCAGGGCCGCCAACGAAGAAAGCCCGAGUGGGGGAUGCUGCUGGCAGCACGUCUGCGGACUGCGCUGUGAUUGGCGACGACGCCAGUGCGCCCAACGCCGCCCGCAUCACUGUUGGACCGCCGGCCCCUUCGAGCGACUCGGUACCGCAGCAGCAGCAGCACCCCGCGGCCAUGGCGGCAGCCACAAAUGCAUCACCACUGUCGGGGGGUCCCGCCUCUGUGGGGGAUGCUGAGCUGAGCGGCCUUGACUUCAAUACGCUGCUUGCCCUGCUGUACCAUGGCGAAGCGCCGCCGGGCCCGCGUCGUGGGCGCCGUCAGCGCAACCAGGCAACCAAGUUUGACGUCCUCUGCAGAGCAAGCCAGCAAGUUGGCCAGUUUGUUCAGGUUUCCUGCGACGUUGUUGAUCGCGAGCGAAGGACAAUUGUCUCGCCAAGUGUGCUCACCGUCAUGGACUUCCAUGCGCAUCUCUCCGACAUGGAGGUGAUUGGUCUGCUCGCUGGCAAGUAUGACGAGGCGACGCGGUGCAUCCACAUUCUGGAGGCGAUUCCGUGCACACCGAUUGAAGACGGGGACUGGCAGACGCGGCGGCACAGCGUGGAGCUCCUGCCCACGAGUCAGUUGCAUGCCGCGCAGAUUGCAAUCAAGAAGGGGCUCACGCCUCUUGGCUGGUACCACAGCCACCCGUUCUUCUGCCCGGAGCCCUCUGUGCGCGACUUGAUGAACCAGGGAACGAUGCAGGGGCAGCACGCUGGGCGCUGGGUCGGCUUCAUCAUCUCGCCGCGCAGCUCGGGCUUGGAGAGCGAAAUUCGCUGCUUCUCCAUUGGCGAGGAGAAAGCUGUCGGCGACAUGUCGAUUGGACAGCCGCAGCGCCUGGAGUACAUUGUGAACGACGAGCCCGAACUGCAGCCCUUUGUGUCCCGGCGCAUGGUGGAGCUUGCCAUGUACUAUCAGUGUUACCCGAAGCGCCUGUCCAUGGUUACCAAGCACAUGCAGACAACCUUCCUUGAGAAGACGUGCAUCUCUGUUGGCAGCCGGCUGCCAGAAGCCAUGUCGCUAACAGUGAAACAGGCGUUCCUCUUUUGCAUCUACUCCUUGCUGUUCAUGGCCGAGCGCUUCACCAGCGAACGUCAGCAGCUGGAGAAAGCUGACAAGCGCACACGCCCGACUGCCUGA